AUGUGUGAGUAUUUGCUCCAGCUGAGGAGCUCCGUGGCUGCAGCCCCUGCUGAUGCAGCCCCUGCUUACUGCAGCCCCUGCUUACUGCAGCCCCUGCUUACUGCAGCCCCUGCUUACUGCAGCCCCGCUAAGGCUGCAGCAGCGUCUCUGUCAGCACCACUUUGGUCCAAAACCACCAAGAUACGCGACGCAGGCUGCGGUCCAACAGCAGCUCGUCCUGCAGUAGGAGGGAGCGGAGAUGGAGACCGAUGCAGGACCAACCACUCCCAUAGGACACGCAGCCGCACCCGCAGGUCUCGUGAGCGUCGGCGGUCUCGGAGCAGGAGCAGCAGCCGGUCCAGCCGCAAGAAGAGCCACAGCCGAGACCGCAGCCGGCUGAAGGGCCGCGACAAAGACAAGGACAAGGGCAGGGACCGAGACAAGGGCAGGGACCGAGACAAGGGCAGGGACCGAGACAAGGGCAGGGACCGAGACAAGGGCAGGGACCGAGACAAGGGCAGGGACCGAGACAAGGGCAGAGCCAAAGCCAAGAGGUCCAACAAACGAGGAACAGGCCAAGGCUCGACUCCAGCUGGUGUUGCAGCCAUAACAGAUGAGGUACUGAAAGCCAAGAAGAGGAAGGACGAGGAGGCCAAGAAGAUGAAGUUGGAAGGUGAGCCUGAGGGGACGUCGCUGGCGGAUCAAGUGCGAAGGAUAAAGGACAUUGAGGCCAUUGAGAGUGAAUCCUUUGUUCCCCAGGCUUUCAAAUCAUCCCGAGACAGUGUCAAGACAGAGUCAGUGAAAGUCGAGCAGGAACCAGACGACCCACCUCUGCUCCUUACAGACAUCAGCUGUCUACCUACCACGAUCCGCUACAAUGACAGCGACACGCUAGCACACCCCAGGUUGUUCCUGGACAAGGAGAAGGCAGAGGAGCUUUGGCUCAACAGGCUGAUGUCCCUCCGCCAGGAGAGGCUCAUGGGUAGUCCUGUGCCCUGAUUGGACGAGCUCUAGUUAGUCUAUCCUUGUCAGGCCACACCGUCAGGAACAAACCCCUGUCCCUAAACAUAAAUCUUUAUACUUUUUUAUUUAAUCCCUCAUUCACUGGACUUCCCUCAGACUUUUUGUCAAGAAACUACAACGCUUCUGUCUUUAAGAAGAUUCGUAUUUUGUCAUUUAAAAAAAAUCCCAAAUGAGUUAUUGAAAUAAUACAUAGAAAACGGGCACUGUCUUUUGGAUAUGUCAAACGUUGAUCGGUUGUGUUUGAGUGAAUCCCCUGUGAAGAAAAGCCAUGUUUAGUAGACUGUUUAGUUGACUGUUUGAACCUGAUGUUUCUCGUCAUGCCUUCUCAACAGUGCCUUCUCAAAACUAUUCACACCCCUUGACUUUUGUUAAAAGAAUAAUGGGCAAAUAUUGUACAUUCCAGGUGUGCAAAGUUCUUAGACUUACCCAGAAAGACACAGCUGUAAUCGCUGCCAAAUGCGAUUCUAACAUGUAUUGACUCGGGUGUGAAUAGUUAUGAAAAUUUGAUAUUUCUGUAUUUCAUUUUCAAUAAAUGUGCUAACAUUUCUAAAUACUUUGUAAUUAUGGGGUAUUGUGUGUAGAAAGUCACAAAAUCAAUUCAAUCCAUUUUGAAUUCAGCCUGUAACACAACAAAGUGUGGAAUAAGUCAAGCAGUGUGAAUACUUUCUGAAUCCUCUGUAUCUGGGUGGAAAUAUUUAAGUCAAGGGGUGUGAAUACUUUCUGAAGGCACUGUAUCUGGGUGGAAAUAUUUGUUGUAAGUAGUAUCUUGGAGAAGCAUUUGAUUUUUAAUAUGAUUUUGUUGCAAAUUGUUUGAUAAACUCGGAAUAAAGGCCCAAACCCA
Molecule: messenger RNA, 1843 nt
Organism: Salmo salar (Atlantic salmon)
Lineage: Eukaryota; Metazoa; Chordata; Actinopteri; Salmoniformes; Salmonidae
Source: RefSeq, a predicted model, not a curated record